Molecule: messenger RNA, 906 nt
Organism: Penicillium hordei
Lineage: Eukaryota; Fungi; Ascomycota; Eurotiomycetes; Eurotiales; Aspergillaceae
Exons: 2
Coding region: 1-906 (301 amino acids)
Cellular component (GO): membrane
Source: RefSeq, a predicted model, not a curated record
AUGCCUCGACUCUCACUAACCACUCUCUUCGGAGUCGAUCCGACUACCGAUGACAAGCACCACUUCGAGACGUCUUGGAUCUUAUCCCCCGCCAUUCUCGCCGGGCUUCGCGGUCUGUUCUCACUGUACAUUUUCACCUCCAUCUUCGUCUUCUGGGGCUGGUAUGGCACCCACAAUGACCACGCUUCGAUCGGUCACUCUUUCAGCUACUUCACCUGGCUGACUUACUGGGGUAUCGGCUUCUACAUGCUAUUCGCUGCGAUCCAUACGGCCUUUUAUGCACGAACAGGUCACUCAGUUCUCCUCGACCGCUGGCCACGGGCCUUCCGCAUACUACACAGCUUGUUGUAUGUGACAAUCACGACAUACCCGUUUCUCGUUACAGUUGUCUUCUGGGCUAUACUGUUCACUCCGCCGUGGUACAAAAAGACAUUCACCGGUUGGCAAAAUAUCUCCCAACACUGCCUAAACUCUGUCUACGCCCUACUGGAAAUUAUCCUCCCAGCCACAGCACCGCACCCGUUCAUUGCAAUCCCAUUCCUAAUCCUCGUGCUCUUACUCUACCUCUGCAUCGCAUACAUCACCCAUGAAACAGAAGGCUGGUACCCGUACACCUUCCUCGACGUCGGCGACCACGGACAGAAGAGCAAACGUGUAAUGGGAUACUGUUUCGGUAUCUUGGGUGCGAUUCUGGUUGUCUUCCUCCUUUCCUGGGCGCUGAUUCAUUUGCGCCGCCGUCUGACGGACGGUAAGAUUAAGCGGGCGAGACGGGAUCCGCUGUGCGCGGACGAUGCUUUUGUUCGGGCGUGUGGUGGUGAUGAAUCGAAUGAGAUGAAGGGUGUACCGGUUUGGGGGAAGGUGAUAGGUCGAUUUUCUUCUUCUGGGGGGAAUUGUCUAGGUGCGUAG